Propithecus coquereli (Coquerel's sifaka) is the source of this 1996-nucleotide messenger RNA. RefSeq names its product coiled-coil and C2 domain containing 2B (gene CC2D2B). Gene Ontology annotation, cellular component: ciliary transition zone. The transcript is spliced from 12 exons. Gene Ontology annotation, biological process: non-motile cilium assembly; protein localization to ciliary transition zone. Bases 107 to 1312 code for a protein of 401 amino acids. The record is from RefSeq and is a predicted model, not a curated record. Lineage: Eukaryota; Metazoa; Chordata; Mammalia; Primates; Indriidae.
UUUUUAAUUUUACCAAUAUUUUUCUUUAUGCUCACCAGGACAUGAUUAUAGCUUCUCAAGCUUAUCUAAAAUAAAAGAUUAUAUAUAUAUUAACAUUUUUGAUGAAAUGAUGAUUGAAAAACAUGAGGUUCAGUGUCUUAAGAGCUGUAGUGGUCAUUCAUAUAUAAGAAAGAAUUGGCUUGGAUCUAUCAUCUUCCCCUUUUCUGCUCUUCUGCAACAAUCGGAGUUUUCAGAUCAAAUAGAUGUUUUGCAAAGAGCACAGAUUUUUAAAAAAAAUUGCAAGGCAAUAUUUCCUAACCGAAGAAUCAUAACUGCUGUCUUUAAUGAAGAAGGGAAACAGAUCUUAGUAACAAGAUAUAUCAAGGCAUUAAAUCCACCUCGGCAACUUCUGGAUAUAUUACUUCAUGAUUCUAGUGCAACACUUGACAUCAUUUCUCGAUUUGUAUCUUUGAUUCCUUUUAUGCCUGAUACACUGGAUGAAAAUGAUGGUUUUGAUAUAUGGUUGACAUCGGAGCGCUGCAUCAGUUUGGCUGUUGGAAAUAAGGAGGAGCAUGCCAUACUUCUCUGUAAUUUCUUCCUGUAUUUGGGGAAGAAGGCUUUGGUCCUACUGGGAACCUCAGUGUUAGAAGGGCCCGUGGCUUAUGUAUUAACUCAAGAAACUGACAAAUAUUUGCUUUGGAAUCCGUCAACUGGGCAAUGUCAUAAGCAGUUUGACCCAUUUUGUCCCUUACAAAGUGUAGAUUGUUUGUUUGAUGAUAGAAAUGUCUGGUUUAAUAUUCAACAAAAUAAUAUGCCAAUGGCUGUACAUUUUGACUAUUCAAAGGAAAGUUUCUGGAAGCGGUUACUUCCAAACAAUUUUCAAGAGACAAAAGCACAAAGCAUACAGCCUGAAGAAAUAACUUAUACUGAUACUAAUAAAAGCAUAGUGGAAGAUCUAAAGAACAGGAUUGAAAGGACUCUAAAGUGUAAAAUGAUGGGAUGGCGACCUCAACACCCAACACGUUGGAAUCGACAAUGUUCUUCUAUUUUGCGACAAAUCCUUCCUAAGCUAGAAGUUGGCAAAGGAAGCUUUGCUUCAUAUGAAAAAGAGAGUGAAUUUGAAAGACUACUACAACUUUAUUGGGUUGUAGGAUUUCCCAUCCAGAUGCCAUACACUGAUCUACAGUCAGUUAUUGAUGCCGUGUAUCAAACUGGAAUUCACUCUUCCGAAUUUCCCCAGGCAGAAUUUGCAUUAGCUGUGUACAUUCACUCAUACCCAAGUAACAUAUUGUCUGUGUGGGUUUAUUUGGCUUCCUUAGCCCGAUAUAAGUGAAAAGGCAGAAGAGAAAAGGAAAAGAUUUUGGUAUUGUGCUAUGACUUCCUAGACCAGGAGCAAACCAGACUUUUCUGGUACCUUGGGAUUUUGCUGCUUAUUCUAAAAUCUAGCCAAGUGCUGAACCCAAUUUUUGAUUCACUUAUCAAGUUGAGCAGUAUGGAGAUUUAUUCCCCUGGGUCUUUGAGGAUGAGUCUAGAUGCCUCCUCACCAGACACCUCUUCAAGGAGGACCCUUUGGGAAGUCUGGCUGUCUUGGGUCACUGUCUACAGUAAGGCUUAUUCUGGGAAAGAAGCAAUUCUGGCCUUUCCCCCUAAGGCCAAUGUUUCUCAAAUUGUGGGCCUCACACCAUCUCCAUCAGAAUCACCUGGAGAGCCUUGUUGAAAAUGUAGAUUCCCAUAUCCUAUGCAAGACCUAUUAAAGUAGAACCUCUGGGAGUAGAGCUCCAGAACCUGCAUUAUUUUCAACAAGCACCCGCAAAUAAUUCUGAUGCACUUUUAAAAGGAAGAACCCAGACUUAUAAAAUGUUGUCAUUACAAAAGUAAGGCUGGUACAUUUGAUGCUGGUUCUGAUAUAAUUUCAGGUAGAUGUUACUCAAAUGGAAACCUAAGGUCAUUGCCUCUCAUAGAUAAAAGGUUAUUUCACUGAGAAAGAAAAAAAGGAAAAUCUACCAUGUUGGGCUGA